This is a messenger RNA of Populus euphratica (Euphrates poplar), 2237 nucleotides long. RefSeq lists its product as uncharacterized. The transcript has 6 exons. Lineage: Eukaryota; Viridiplantae; Streptophyta; Magnoliopsida; Malpighiales; Salicaceae. Gene Ontology annotation, cellular component: membrane. Bases 71 to 2068 code for a protein of 665 amino acids. The record is from RefSeq and is a predicted model, not a curated record. Gene Ontology annotation, molecular function: protein binding.
AAAGGGUUCCCAAGCUACAAGCUAGGUAGAGGAGCAUUUCGAUCAUUUCCAUCACUAAAAGAGAGAAAAUAUGGAUUCUGAUGAGAUGAUACAGGAGACACCUUAUAUAGCGGCCAUGAAUGGAGAAUGGCAACACAUGAUUGACUACUAUAAGGAAAAUUUCGAGUACUUGUUCUCUCCAGUUACUCUCUCUUUAGAUACUGGAUUUCAUCUAGCUGUUCACAGCAACGACGAGCAACCACUUAAAGAUUUACUUGGAAUCAUGGAGGGAAGAGAAUUCAUUUUAACCGAGACACGAAACGAAUUUGGAAAUACGGUUCUUCACGAGGCAACCAUCUAUGGGAAUUAUGAGGGUGUAAGACUCUUGGUAGAAUGUUGUCCAGACCUAAUUUCCAUUACUAAUAAGUACGGUGAAACCCCGCUGUUUACAGCUGCUGGAUAUGGUGAGGCAGAAAUAGUGGAAUUUUUAAUCCGGUCCAAACCAGAACAAUGCGUGGUUUAUGAAAACAACCUGUUAUCAAUUCACCGCCAGCGAUGGAAAGAUGGCCUGUCCAUCCUUGGCGCUGCUAUCAUAGGGCAACACUUUGAAACAGCUUUACUUUUGCUAGAACUGGAUGAAUCGCUCCUCAGCUUGAAGGACAAAAAGGGCAUAACUGUUCUUCAACUUCUAGCCCACAUGCCAUCUGCUUUUGAGAGUGGAUUUCCCAUGGGCAUAUUUGAAAGACUCAUCUACUGUUGUCUUCCUGUUCGCCGCGAGGUAAAAUUACAAGUAGAAACUAGUGGCCAGGCACGGAAGGGUGUGGGAGAUGUUGAGAGCGGUUUGGAGAGGAAACCAAGAGGCUAUUUCAAGGUCCUUAAAGAACGAUGUUGGUCAGCAAGGCUAGAAGGAUUCUGGAACCAUAAAAGAAAGCAUGUAUUUGCUUUGAGCCUCGCCAAAAACCUAAUAAAGAAAGAUGAGUCAUGGAAUAGAGCCAAAAUACCAGUUAUGCGCGUAAUGGAAGAAGAAGAGCAGGGAAUGGGUGGGAAAGAAAAUGGAAAGGGAGAAAACGAGUUCCUUGCUGUGGGCCAAACUUCUGUAACGAAGUCAUCAUUAAUUACCAAGGAGGAUAUCCCAUUGUUGAUUGCAACUAGAUAUGGAAUAGAAGAAAUUGUUGGGGAGAUAAUAAAACAACAUCCUCAUGCUAUUGAGCAGCUCAAUGAUCAGGGGCAGAGCAUUUUGGAUGUGGCCGUCAUGCAUCGCCAGAAAGAGAUCUUCAGUCUUGUGAAGCAACAGAAAAUACCGUUGGCUAGACUGCAUCGAAUUAUUGAUAAGAAGGGCAACACAUUGCUGCACCAUGUUGCAGUUGUGACGGAACACAGUGGAGCAACCAAGCCUGGACCCGCACUUCAACUUCAGGAGGAGUUGCAAUGGUUUGAGCAAGUCCGCAAGGUAAUUCCUUCUCAUUAUGUCGAGCAUCCGAACGAUGACGGCAUGACUGCAAGAGAGCUCUUCAAACAUAAUCACGAAAAACAACUGCAUAACGCACGAACAUGGAUCAAGGAAACAACUCAGUCUUGUUCCACAGUAGCUGCACUUGUUGCUACUGUUGUCUUCGCUGCUGCCUAUACCGUGCCUGGAGGUUCUGAUGAUAAAGGCAAGCCCAACUUCAUCAACUCUCCCUAUUUUCUGGCUUUCACUGUCUCGGAUGUUCUCUCCUUAGCAAGCUCCUUGACUUCGCUGGUGGUUUUUCUCUCUUUGUUGACCUCUCCCUUUGAGCAACAAGAUUUCUACAUUUCUCUUCCUCGAAAACUUAUUUGGGGCUUCACCUUCCUCUUCUUCGCGGUGAUAACGACCAUGAUAUCCUUUGGGGCAACAAUUUUGAUACUCAUUCAAACAGAGAGUAAGUUGACAACAUUACUCCUUUCCUUUGCUGCCUUCUUUCCUGUCUCAAUAUUUGCAAUAAUGCAAUUCCGUCUGUACGUCUCCUUUAUGGGCUCUACAUUCAGCAUUCUCAAGAAAAAGGGGAAAGCUCUGCCAUCGUUUCCUGUCCCUUGCCUACCACGGGGGGGGGAUGCUCGGUCCCAAUAAAAAGGCAAAAAGCUCGAUUUGAUUAAUAUGUGAGAAUAAAGUGGCCUAGAGAUUUUUCAUUUUUAUUGUUGGUUUGAACCUCUACCAUUGAUCAUUAUAUUUUGAGUGUUGCAGAAUGUUUGCUUGUUCAAUUUCGUGAUAUUUAUGAGGUUGUGCUCUCUUCAAUGAU